AUGUUAAAGUCGAAUGUUGUUCUCAUCUGGACAGGGCUCGAUACCAAGGCACUUUGGGGACCCAGGAGGGUGUUAGAGCUCCUGGCCCCGUGCUGGGUCUCAGGAGCUCUGUCUGUUUUCUUCUCCAGAGGGACCAAAAUAGGGAGCCGACCAGCCAGCUCCGUGGAGAUGACCUCAGGUGUGGAGAGAAGUGGCUCGGAGCCACAGCUGGAUAACGGACACCUCCCAAGACCCUGGUCCUUCUCUCCGGAAGCCAGAUCACCCAACCUGUUGGCCCCCCAGCACCCCAGAGCACGGGGGAUACGGCUCGAAGGUCCCUCUGUGCUGGAGUCCAAGGUGAGGGCCUUGAAGGAAAAGAUGACAGCAGGCAAACAGGGGGUGAGCCCCUGCCUCGCUUCUCAGGAGAAGCCAUCUAAGAAACCCAAAUGCAGACGAGGCAGGGUGGGCGGAGCCGGGGCCCUGUCAGAGGGGUCUUCCCCGCCAGAUGCUGAGGCGGUCCUCCCUGCUCAGAACCUGACCCACGCGCAGCUGAAUAGUGUUGUCAACAAGGAUGAACCUGCCAGGGAUGGGGUGCCCAGACCGCCCAGGCCGCCUUCUCCUGGGCUUGAGUGCUGGGACGGGCAGAGCCCGUGGCAUCCAGAAGCAGCGUGGGCAUCACCAGGCGAUGAGAGGAGCCUGCUGCCCAGGGCUGGCUCUUUGCCAGAGAGCCCUAUGCACAGAGUCACCCCGGGCCGGCCUGGGGGCCCUGGUCCUUGCAACAAAAUCACCCACAUGGCCAACCUGAGGAAAGGAACGUCAUAUGCCCUUCAGGAUGAUCUAGUUACAGGGGGAGACCUGGACAGCUUGUCUCUGACCUCCGAGGAAGACGUUGUCCCCAGGCCAGCCCUCGGGGGGCCCUGGCGAGCUGGAGACCCGGGGGCUCUGGGCACUGGGAGCAGUGCCUUGUCCCUGUCUGACCGGGUGGAGAGGAACCGCCUUCUGCUGCAGGAGAUGCUAAGCGCUGGGAGGCAAGGCCCCUCCAAGGUGGGACUCCCAGCCUGGACUCCAUCCCAGGACAGAGGUGCACCAGAACGGCCGGCAGGGGACGUGGACUGGGACUCAGGCAUCUCCCUGCAGGACUCAGACCAGAACCGGACCUUUGGUCCCAAGCCGGAGUCCAUGCUGAGCCCCAGGCAGGAGGAAGCCAAGCAUCUGCUGCAGCGUGCCCGCAUGAAGGCCAGGACCCGGCCCCUCCGUGCCAGCCACGAUAUCGUGCCCGCCGUCGCCCAGGGCAGCCGAGAUGGCCGGAGAAGUCCAGCCCUGGACCCCAGGAUGACCUUCGCCUGCAGAGACAACCUCCAGAACGGGAACACAAGUGACUCCUCCAGCGGGGAGUCCAGCAGCGGGCAGUGGCCGAAGCGGGGCCCCUCCCCGUCCCGCGUCCGCUUUGAGGACGAGUCGGUCCGCGACGCCGAGUCCCGCUACCUGGAGCGGCUGCAGCAGCGCCAGCGCCAGGCGCGGAGCUGCGCGCUGCGGGCGGCGGCUCAGGGCGCCCUGCGCUCCAAGCCCGACGUCGCGCACUACACCCGCGCGGGCGGCGCGCGCGGGGCGGCGGGCGAAGCGGCGCUCUGCAGGCCUGGGGGCCGGCUGGACCCGGGGGCCGUCCCGGCGCCGCCGUGGAAGUGCCGAGCCUGCGGCAGCCGCGUCGAGGACCGACGGCCCGCGCAGGGGAAGGCGAGCCCGGACCCGCGGGCCCUCCGGGAGGGCGGCUGUGGGGCGCCGGGGGUGCUGGCGGAGCCGCUUAGCUCUCAGGGCCCGAGCGCCCCCUUCAGGCUCUUCCCUGCCGAGCCGGGGCUCCACGCGGAAUGGAUCCGGGAAACGCACAUCGGAGACUCGGCGCGGCCCGACGAGGUGGACUCCGCCCUGGACAGCACGGACACCUCGGACAGCUGCAGGACCGACAGCGAGGAGGCUGGGGCCUCGCAGCCCCGCAGGGCCCGCGGCCCGACCCGAGGCAGCAGCCCCCGUCCGCGGGCCGCCAGGCCUCGCGGAGGCCCCAGGUCGUUCCGGAAGGCUGAAUCCCAGCCGCCCGGGAGCCCUCAGGCCCGCCACUGCCUGCCUGGGGUUGGUCACGUGGAGGCUGCAGCCGAGGUGAAAGAAGGCAGAGGAUGGCCUGACGGGACUCUCUUUCCCAGAGGAGACGCUUUCCCUACGCGUCCCGUCCUGGAAUCUAAAAGGGCUUCCCUGGGAUCCCAGUGGCAGGCUGGCCCCGGGCUGGGGAAUCACUGGGUUCAGCCGGUGGAUUCCAGGGCUCUGUGCAGGUCAGCCUGUGCCCCGGCGUCUUCCGUGAAGCCGGGGUCCUCGGCGCCAGGCGGACAAGCCCAGGAUGUAGAAAACCAUGAGUCUCUGGAGGCUGUCUCUGCGUCCUCCCUGCGACAGAGCCAUGCAGAGCCCUCUGCCGUGCACCGGGCCCAGCAGCCAAUCUCUCCCCUCUCCCCUGGAGGCUGGGUGCCAACCCCUCCGUCUUCAAGGAAGACCACCUCGCCUGUGUGUCACAGGAAGGCGGCCCUGGCCAGGCCCAGCAGGCUGGGUGAGCAGGGAGAGCCCGUGGACACCCCUCCGCCUCCUUCAAGAAGUGUAGUUCCCAGGACCUGUGAGCGCUCACCCACACAGACCCAGCCCUAUAGCUCCCAGGUCGGGCACCCCCUGCUGGCCCUGUCCACCAACAACUGCAACAACAGCGUGCCUCCGGGGCUGCAGGAGCCCUGGGGAGGAGCCCUGGGUGAGGGCCUGGCCCGCAAGGGCCUCUGCAGCCAGGCGCCGGCCCCAGAGAACCACCGCGAUGGAGGACACCAGGGCUUUCUUGACUCAGCAGCUGUUGGCACUGUCAGCUCCGUGGGCAUCACCCUGUCCCCAGCCCCAGAGGAGACAGAGUCCAGCCAGGAACCAGAGGGAGGCCUACAGAGGACAGAGUCGAGUUCCAGAGGGCAUCUGUCAACUCGAGCAUCACCAGGGGUCAGUGCGGGACCCGGCCCGCCCUCUGCUGCCCCUUCCGACAGGAGCAAGAAAAGCGGCAGCAGCUUGGCCUCCACCCUGGGGCUGAAAAAGUUCUUCUUGGCCCUGGGCCAGGGCACAAGGCCCAAGCUGGGCAAGGCCCGCAGCUACAGCGUGGAGCAGCUGCGGGCCCCUGCGCCUGGCCCGGCGUCACACACCAGCACCCCCAAAGUGAAGAGAGCCCCAUCGUUACAGUCCCUGCAUCUGGUGUCACCCUCUCACCAACAUCGGAAAGCGGUCUCCUUUCAGAACCUCCAUUCUCUGCUGAGUGGCAAGGGGGACAGGUCCAGCUUGUACGUGGUGGGAGAGCCAGGGGACCACAGUGCAGAUGGCCGGCCAGCCAAGGUCCCGCCCCAGCGUGCCCUCAGCGUGGAGGACGUGAGCGCCCCCAGCCAGGCGCGCACGGUGGGCCGUGUGGUGGAGGUGUUCCCAGAUGGCACCACCCAGCUGCAGCUACGACGCUCCCCGGAGGGCACCUUUGGCUUCUGUGUGGCCUCAGGGAAUGGGCGCCGGGACUCAGGGCUCUACGUGCAGGAGAUGGCUGAUGCGAGCAUGGCCAAGCUGUACUCAGGGCUGCUGGGGGUAGGCGAUGAGAUCCUCGAGGUGAACGGGGCCAAAGUUGCGGGGCUGAGCGUGGCUCAUAUCAAGGAGCUCCUGGCCCGCGAGGACAGUUUGUCAGUCCGUGUGCUGAGGCAGAGGCCCGUCCCGCGGUGACGCAGGCGUGCUCCCGCCCCGCCCCUCCCACAGAAGCCCUGAGCUGGCCCAGAAGGAAUGGAAAUGCGCUGCACAAAGCUGCUUUGUGGAAGACAGAGGACAGUGGCAUGUAACCCCUGUGGCAGGGCGGCCGUGAUUGACACCGUACGUGAGGGCAGGAGCCUGCUUGUGGGUUUUAAGAAUGUUCAUUUUUGCGGAACUGGGGAAAGAAGACCUGGAUCCCCUUCCAUACCAGAAGCGGGUCAGUCUCUUUCCUUACCUUUGUUGGCAGGAGGAGAGAGCUGCGGAGGGCCCUGGGGUUGGCCCCUGACCAUCUCCUCACCCCCAAGUGCUGUCCCACUCUCUGUCAAGGGCUCUCCCAGCCUCCCCACACUCCAGAACCAAAGAAAGUGCUUGGCCAUAUUGGCCUUGAGACUGCCUUUAAAGUCUCGUUCCUUCCACGUCCCAUUGGACACCUUUGCUCUUUUUCUGGAAAUGGCCAAAGUGUCCUGGAGUGACAGCCUUACAGCCAUCGGUCAUAUAUUCCAAACCAAAACUUGGAACAUGUGGUCCGGCAUGAGAACAUCUGGGAGAUGUUAUCUGGUAGCCAGAAUAUUAAGAGUCUCUGGGAAAUUCUUCAGAUCUAUAAAGUUGAAGGGGAAAAAAAAUGAAACAGAGACCAAUUUCCAGGAAGAGCAGCCAGCCCCUCCCCCGCCAGCCUGCCCUCUGCUCUGCACGGGGGCAACACCGGAGCUGGCGGUGAGGGCCUGUCUUCCUUCUCCUGUGGAGUGUGGGCAUGGCUGUGGCUGGUGCCAGGCUGUCCCCAGCUGCAAGCUCUCUGCCCAGGUGGCAGCUGUGGGUGGGUCAGCAGCAAAUGCAAUGCCAGGGUACAGGCAGGGGGAUGGGCUGUCCCACCAGGUUGCUUCCCUGCUCUAGGCCCAAAGGGUUGGGACUCUCUGGGAGGGGAUGGCCGUGUGUCACUCUUAAAUUAUUAAAAAGCAAAGCUGAAGCUUC
This is a messenger RNA of Hyaena hyaena (striped hyena), 4740 nucleotides long. RefSeq names its product KIAA1614 ortholog. Gene Ontology annotation, cellular component: cell cortex; apical plasma membrane; nucleus. The coding region runs from base 1 to 3747 and encodes 1248 amino acids. Gene Ontology annotation, molecular function: protein kinase C binding. Gene Ontology annotation, biological process: establishment or maintenance of cell polarity; regulation of cellular localization; centrosome cycle. The record is from RefSeq and is a predicted model, not a curated record. Lineage: Eukaryota; Metazoa; Chordata; Mammalia; Carnivora; Hyaenidae. The transcript has 10 exons.